This is a messenger RNA of Anopheles aquasalis, 915 nucleotides long. Its product is annotated as brachyurin-like. Lineage: Eukaryota; Metazoa; Arthropoda; Insecta; Diptera; Culicidae. The record is from RefSeq and is a predicted model, not a curated record. Gene Ontology annotation, biological process: proteolysis. Gene Ontology annotation, molecular function: serine-type endopeptidase activity.
AUGAAAGUCACAGCCGCGUUCGUUUUGUUGGGUCUGUUGGCCGUCGGUGGCAGUGCCGAGUGGAUCGACAUCGAUUGGUCGCAGGUGAAGCCGAUCGACGAGUUCGAUCACUACUGGAGCCGGCUGCCGGCCGAAUUGCAAGUGUAUCGCCACGCAGCUCCUUCCCAUCGUAUCGUCAACGGAGCCGAGGCUCUGCCCGGCCAGUUCCCGUACCAGGUGGCUCUGCUUAGUACCUUUGGCGCUGGACAGGGUCUGUGCGGUGCGACAGUCAUCACGAACAACUACAUCCUGACGGCGGCUCACUGUGUCGUUGGAGGAAAUGGUGCGCUGGCCACCGGUGGAACGGCCAUCCUGGGGGCUCACAAUCGCAUCAACGUGGAACCGACUCAGCAGCGCAUCGCCUUUACCCAGGCCGGUAUUGCCGUACAUCCGGGCUAUGAUGCGUCGACGAUCCGCAACGAUAUCGCUACGGUUCGCUUGAACAGCCCAGCCCAGUUCAAUGAUCGCGUGCAGCCCAUCCGUCUGCCAGCUCGUUCCGAUGGUCGUACGUUCGCUGGAAUGGAGGGAACCGCUUCCGGAUUCGGUCGUACGUCCGAUGCCAGCACCGCCACCUCUCCCGUCGUUAUGUUCACGCGCAACCCGAUCCUCUCGAACGCUCAGUGCAACUCGUUCUGGAGUACGGCGGUGGUGCAGGAUCAGAACGUGUGCCUCGAUGCGACCGGUGGACGCUCGCCCUGCAACGGUGACUCCGGUGGUCCGCUCGCUGUCCAGGAUGGUGGCAGCAGCCUGGAGGUUGGAAUUGCUUCGUUCGUUUCGGCCGCCGGUUGUGCAUCCGGUGCACCCUCGGUCUGGGUACGCGUCUCGUUCUUCCGGGACUGGAUCGAGCAGAACUCGGACUUUGUGUUCGGAGCAUAA